Molecule: messenger RNA, 2401 nt
Organism: Calidris pugnax (ruff)
Lineage: Eukaryota; Metazoa; Chordata; Aves; Charadriiformes; Scolopacidae
Gene: UBE2L3
Product: ubiquitin conjugating enzyme E2L 3
Exons: 4
Coding region: 92-556 (154 amino acids)
Biological process (GO): ubiquitin-dependent protein catabolic process; protein polyubiquitination
Cellular component (GO): nucleus
Molecular function (GO): ubiquitin conjugating enzyme activity
Source: RefSeq, a predicted model, not a curated record
CCCGCCCCCGCCCACCGCCCCAGGAAGCGCAGGGCUUUAGCGCCCUGCCCGCCGCCGCCAUGCAUUGUGGGGCGGCAGCAGCAGAGCCAAGAUGGCGGCCAGCAGGAGGCUGAUGAAGGAGCUUGAAGAAAUCCGCAAAUGUGGAAUGAAAAACUUCCGUAAUAUCCAGGUUGAUGAAGCUAAUUUAUUGACCUGGCAAGGGCUUAUUGUUCCUGACAAUCCUCCAUAUGAUAAAGGAGCCUUCAGAAUCGAAAUCAACUUCCCAGCAGAAUAUCCAUUCAAACCUCCUAAGAUUACAUUUAAAACAAAGAUCUAUCACCCCAACAUCGAUGAAAAGGGGCAGGUUUGUCUGCCGGUAAUUAGUGCUGAAAACUGGAAGCCAGCAACCAAAACUGACCAAGUAAUCCAGUCCCUCAUAGCACUGGUGAAUGACCCACAGCCCGAGCACCCCCUCCGGGCUGACCUAGCUGAAGAAUACUCUAAGGACCGUAAAAAAUUCUGUAAGAACGCUGAAGAGUUUACAAAGAAAUAUGGUGAAAAGCGACCAGUGGACUAAAAUCUGACACAGUUGAUGUCAGCACCGUAUGACAGAAGAUCGGAGCAGUGCAUUUGAGACACCCCGUAAAGCAGGACUCUAUGGAAAAUUGACAAGUGCCACCUUUUGGUGUUAACUUGUGGCUGUUACUAACUUUCUACAGUUUUCUUAAUCAAAAGUGGGCUAGGUAACCUGUAAAGAAAGGAUUAAAAUUUAAGAUGUUAUAGUUCUGCUUUCUUUGUUUAAAAAUCACUGCUUCAAUAUACUUUAAAGUAUGCUGUUUUCUUUUUCUUGUCAGAAAUUAUCAAAAAUAUCUUAGACUUAUAUUCUGCCCUUAAAUUGAAAAGGUUGUGGCUGUCAUUUCUUAUUUUUUUCCUUGCAGUUCCCACUAUCUUAAGAUCAUUUAAUUCUUCAUUGAAUUUUAUCCGCCUCCCCAUACUGAUGUCUUAGAAAAAAAAUAGCCCAGUUCUGGCAGAAAAUGAUUGAGUGUUUGGCAGUUUUGUUUACUUUUCUUUUUAAAUGUUGCACUGUGCUCUGUGGGACUUGUUGCAAGUUCCCCUUAACUUCAGUUUGUAACAUAAUAAACAACAAACAAACCCACCCCACAAAAAACAAUCAGAAAUAAUGUCCAGGUCUUAUGUAAAUCUGGCUGAUGUUACCACAAAAUGUUUAUUAAACGGGGAAACCCAAGUUUUUGUCUGCGUCAUUGAAUUAAAAUAUGGCUUAUGUCCUGCUUCUGGAAAACUUUGGGAAAAAAUUCUGUAGCCCACGAGUAGUGGAAUGUGAUUCCAAACCUCCCUCGCUUCUGUCCCUAAUCCCUGCGCAGAGCAGCUGGGGAACGUGCACAGGACAACAUUGCAGCAGCUUGGGACCCUCUCGGAAAUUGGGGACCAAGAGGUACCAAAGUGAUAAACAGUUUUUUGAGUUAAAAAUAGGUGUUUUGGAAAUGCUAAUUUUGAAUCCUAGUACUCAAUCUGACAGCGCUGCUUGUCAUCUUAGAGCAUUUUUCCAUCAGAACGUGUAUGAAACCUCUGUGUGCUGUGGGAUGGCACUCGUGCCCCUUCCCUGCCCCGCUCUGAAAAUGGUCUAAGAGGAGCAAGCAACGGCUGAAACAGAGCUCUAAACCACACAGGUCAGACAAUUUAACGAAGGCUUCAAGCACUGUUCUGAGCCCCAGGGCACCCCGAGCCCCCUGAGGGGAGCGCCCUGUGCUGUCUCUUGCUUUCCCCCUGCCUUCUCCCUGCUCCGGAGCUGACCCCCAGCAAACUGCCACACAGUCAAACUGCCCCGGCCCCGCUGGGGCACGGCGCUGAGCAAACACUUCCCUUUCCAGAAACCCAGUUCCUUGGGAGCACGUAUCAUUUGGAUGUGCAGGACACUGAGUUAGGAAAUCCCUCGCACCCAGGUGUUGUCUCUGCUCCUGAACUCGGUUUCCGUGCAGCCUCUGCCUUUGCAACUUCCCCAACCGGUGUGUGGAGCGUAGGGCUCUCUGGGGUUUAACGUCUUGUGUAUUUGCCCUUCCUUCUUCAUCCCUCUCCUCCAGCUUUCAGUUCUGAUUUAGUGUAAACGAUGACAGCCCAGUACCUCACCUCUGUUGAAAGUAAAUUUUUUUUAUAAGUUAGGGAGCUAAGAAAUUUUAUGUUUAAGUGUUCUUAGACAGAUUCUUUGGCAGGUAAAUAAAGUCAAACCACAUUCACCUUAUUUACGAAAACUUGCAUUUCCUGAGUGUUUUCAGGCUUGUGAGAGCACUGUCUAUUACCAAAUUUUCACAUCUUUGUGUCUUCAUUUGCAGAAAGUUGGUACUGAUUUUGUUUCAUUCACGCUCACUCAGAUUCAUAAUAAAAUAAUGCCAAAUUAUCUGUCAAA